This is a messenger RNA of Mytilus californianus (California mussel), 1545 nucleotides long. Its product is annotated as myb-like protein X. The transcript is spliced from 33 exons. The record is from RefSeq and is a predicted model, not a curated record. Lineage: Eukaryota; Metazoa; Mollusca; Bivalvia; Mytilida; Mytilidae. The coding region runs from base 1 to 1518 and encodes 505 amino acids.
AUGGUAAAGGCAGACAAGUCCAUAGAAAUUUUAGAUGAGAAUGAAAGUUUUAGACAAUCAAAGAAAGACAAAAAAGAAGAAGAACAGAAGUCCUCAGAAAAUGUAGAUCAGAGUGAAAAUUUGAGACAAUCAAAGAAAGACAAAAAAGAAGAAGAACAGAAGUCCUCAGAAAAUGUAGAUGAGAGUGAAAAUUUGAGACAAUCAAAGAAAGACAAAAAAGAAGAAGAACAGAAGUCCUCAGAAAAUGUAGAUGAGAGUGAAAAUUUGAGACAAUCAAAGAAAGACAAAAAAGAAGAAGAACAGAAGUCCUCAGAAAAUGUAGAUGAGAGUGAAAAUUUGAGACAAUCAAAGAAAGACAAAAAAGAAGAAGAACAGAAGUCCUCAGAAAAUGUAGAUGAGAGUGAAAAUUUGAGACAAUCAAAGAAAGACAAAAAAGAAGAAGAACAGAAGUCCUCAGAAAAUGUAGAUGAGAGUGAAAAUUUGAGACAAUCAAAGAAAGACAAAAAAGAAGAAGAACAGAAGUCCUCAGAAAAUGUAGAUGAGAGUGAAAAUUUGAGACAAUCAAAGAAAGACAAAAAAGAAGAAGAACAGAAGUCCUCAGAAAAUGUAGAUGAGAGUGAAAAUUUGAGACAAUCAAAGAAAGACAAAAAAGAAGAAGAACAGAAGUCCUCAGAAAAUGUAGAUGAGAGUGGAAACGUAAGACAAUCGAAGAGAGGAAAAAAAGAACAAGAAAAGAAGUCCUCAGAAAAUGUAGAUGAAAGUGAAAAUGUGAGAAAUUUGAAGAGGGUGAAAAAAGAAGAACAGAAGUCAACAGAAAAUGAAGAUGAAAGUGGAAAUGUAAGACAAUCGAAGAGAAGGAAAAAAGAACAAGAACAGUCACUAGAAAAUGUAGAUAAAAGAGAACAUGCUAGAAAAUCAAAGAGAGGGAAAAAAGAAGAAAAACAGAAGUCACUAGAAAAUGUAGAUGAAAGAGUAGAUAAUGUUAGACAACCGAAGAUCCAGAAAAAAGAUGAAGAUCAGAAGUCAACAGAAAAUGUAGAUGAGAGUGGUACAAGUGAGACGACGGAUUGGAAUGAGAUUACUUCUUUUGAGGAGUUUAGGAUUGCAAACAUUAGACCUGUGAGAAGUAGACUACAGUCAAUGAAAACAAACAAAACGGAGAAAAGAAUGAUUUAUAUGGUGAAGGGAGAUGAAAUCACGGCCAGAGUCCAGGGACCAGACAGAAUGUCAGUUCACCAGAUAGGUGAUUACUUGACAAUAGGGAAAUCAAAUACUACUCAACAAAAUCGAAAGGAACUUUCAAGACUAGUCAAUUUGAUUCCAAAACCAACAAACAUAGUGCCACCGAUCACAUCAGCCUGGUCCAUGUUAACAAACGGUGAUGUUGACUAUCAAGUUCAAUCUUUAAACACUUUGACCGAGGCUCUUGUUGACAAAGAAGCAACCAAAAAGGCUGUAUGCAAAAAAAUGAAAGGGACAUCUGCCCAAAAAAAGGGUGACAUUGAAAAAACUAAUUAAGUGUUUGAGGAGAAUUCAAUUGUUCAG